UUGCAGAACGUCUUCAUUCUUCCCGCAUUUCUCUGGAGGCUUCUCCGAUACUCUUAAGCUUAGAGGAUCCAUGUCUAAGAAAAGAGGUCUUUCCCUGGAUGAGAAGCGUGAGAAGAUGCUUCAGAUCUUUUAUGAGUCUCAAGACUUUUUCCUUCUUAAGGAGCUUGAAAAGUUGGGUCCCAGGAAAGGUGUGAUUUCUCAAUCAGUGAAAGAUGUUGUGCAAAGUUUAGUGGAUGAUGACCUGGUUUCAAAAGAGAAGAUUGGAACUUCAGUCUAUUUUUGGAGUCUACCAAGCUGUGCUGGUAAUCAGCUGCGUAAUGUGUGUCGUAAACUUGAAUCUGAUCUCCAAACCUGUAAGAAUAGACUAGAAGAACUUACUGAGCAGAGUAAUGAAUUAAAGAAGGGGAGAGAGGAAUCUGAAGAGCGAGAGGAAGCCCUAGCUAAAUUAAAAGCCAUUGAACUGAAGCAUAAAGAGCUAAAGGAUGAGAUGCUACAAUAUGCAGAUAAUGAUCCAGCAGCCUUUGAAGCAAUGAAAAAUGCAAUUGAUGAUGCUCAUGCUGCAGCCAACCGAUGGACUGACAACAUUUUCACUUUACGACAAUGGUGUUCAAACAACUUUCCACAAGCCAAAGAACAACUAGAGAACUUAUACAAAGAGGUUGGCAUGACGGACGAUUUUGAUUAUUUGGAGUUGUCACCAGCCCCUCUGAGUUCAGUUAUUGAUUAAGUGAGCAGCAGCUUCAAAGCUGAUUUAACCGUAUGCUUGAUGUCUCAAAUGAUAUUCUGAAGCAAACAUUAUAGAACAUGGGCUACAGUUUGUCACCUGAAAGUCACCCAUCAUGUGUAUAGUUCGCCCGUUCAUUAGUUACGUGGUAAAUAAGAAAUGUGUCGAUUCUUAAAUGAAUUUUUCUCCGAUCCCAGAACACUAAGCGAUGUUUCAUGUGAAACCGACACAGGCUCAUGAAUCUGUAAUUUGUUCUCUUCUCUUGGUCGUUAUAGGCAUUGGAACAGUCUGAUGUAUUACAAUGAAUUCCUAUGUUUCGAGCUACACAGAAGAGUUUACAGAA
Molecule: messenger RNA, 1067 nt
Organism: Benincasa hispida (wax gourd)
Lineage: Eukaryota; Viridiplantae; Streptophyta; Magnoliopsida; Cucurbitales; Cucurbitaceae
Gene: ATMND1
Product: Mnd1 family protein
Biological process (GO): reciprocal meiotic recombination
Cellular component (GO): nucleus
Molecular function (GO): double-stranded DNA binding
Source: RefSeq, a predicted model, not a curated record